Fukomys damarensis (Damara mole-rat) is the source of this 909-nucleotide messenger RNA. Its product is annotated as olfactory receptor 4C3. Bases 1 to 909 code for a protein of 302 amino acids. Gene Ontology annotation, cellular component: membrane. The transcript has a single exon. The record is from RefSeq and is a predicted model, not a curated record. Gene Ontology annotation, molecular function: G protein-coupled receptor activity; olfactory receptor activity. Gene Ontology annotation, biological process: G protein-coupled receptor signaling pathway. Lineage: Eukaryota; Metazoa; Chordata; Mammalia; Rodentia; Bathyergidae.
AUGGCAAUGCAGCACAAUCUGACAGAAUUUUUCAUGCUGGGACUGUCACAGAAGCCAGAGGUACAAAGAGUUCUCUUUGUAGUCUUUCUGGUUAUCUAUGUGACCACGGUGGGCAGCAACAUGAUCAUUGUGGUCACUGUCACCUUCAGCUCCAUGCUGGCUUCCCCCAUGUACUUCUUCCUGGCCAAUCUCUCCUUCAUCGACACCUGCUAUUCUUCCUCUCUGGCCCCUAAGCUCAUUGCUGACUGCUUGUAUGAGGGCACAGCCCUCUCCUACGAGGGCUGCAUGGCUCAGCUCUUUGGAGCCCACUUUUUGGGAGGUGCUGAGAUCAUCCUGCUGACGGUGAUGGCCUACGACCGCUACGUGGCCAUCUGCAAGCCCCUGCACUACACGGCCACCAUGACCAGGACCCUCUGUGCCGUGCUGGUGGCCCUGGCUUGGCUGGGGGGCUUCCUGCACUCGUUGGUUCAGCUCCUCCUGGUCCUUCGCUUGCCCUUCUGUGGGCCCAACGUGAUCGACCACUUCGUCUGUGACUUGUACCCUCUGCUGGAGCUGGCCUGCGCCGACACCUACGUCACGGGCCUGCUGGUGGCCGCCAACAGCGGGGUGAUCUGCCUGCUGAGCCUCCUCCUGCUGGCUGCCUCCUACGUUGUCAUCCUGCGCUCCUUGAGGUCCCACAGUGAGGAGGGGAGACGCAAAGCCCUGUCCACCUGCGGGGCCCACUUCACAGUGGUGGCCUUGUUCUUCGUGCCCUGUGUAUUUAUUUACAUGCGACCUUCGUCUACUUUCUCCACAGACAAGGCCAUGGCAGUUUUUUAUGGCAUUCUGACACCCAUGCUGAAUCCACUCAUUUAUACCCUGAGAAAUGAAGAGAUAAAAAAUGUCCUGAGAAAGCUCUGCGCAGGAUAA